AUGGGGAAGCAAUAUGAAAAGAAGAUCACUUGGACGAUUAAGAAUUUCUCCUCUUCGAAUUCUGAGAAAAUUUGUUCGGAUCAAUUCGUUGUCGGUGGCUGCAAAUGGCGUCUUGAGGUGUAUCCCAAGGGAAAUGCUCAGUCUAAUUAUCUGUCUCUUAUUCUAGUGGUUACUGAUUCUGGAGCUUUGCCUUGUGGAUGGAGAAGACACACAAAGUUUCGCCUAACUGUCGUAAAUCAACUUCCAGAAAAACUCUCCCAAGUGCAAGAAGCACAAGAGUUGUAUGAUCAGAAGAAUCUCGCCUGGGGUUUCUUAGCAAUGCUUAACCUGACCAAACUUCAUGCCAAAGAUGGUGGAUUUCUGGUGGAUGGAGAACUUAAAAUUGUUGCCGAGGUGGAAUCUGUGGAGAGUCUGUUUAAAAAGCACCCAAACAUGGCAUCAAAACUCUGCCCAAAGAACUCACAUCUGAGAACAGCUUGCUUGAAUGUCCUACUUAGCCUGACUGAGAUUCUGUGCAAGUCCUCUCAAGAACUCUCCAAUGGUGAUCUGGCCGACGCAUGUUCUGCUCUGAGAUAUCUGACAAAAGCAGGCUUGAAGUUAGAUUGGUUGGAGAAGAAACUCAAAGAGGCUGGUGAGACUCGGAUGCAAGGAAUUGAGGAAGAGUUGAAGGACUUGAAGAAUAAGUGCUCAGACAUGGAUGCUCUUCUUGAGUUCUUAAGAUGA
Molecule: messenger RNA, 723 nt
Organism: Thlaspi arvense
Lineage: Eukaryota; Viridiplantae; Streptophyta; Magnoliopsida; Brassicales; Brassicaceae
Source: the annotation of a GenBank genome assembly